CGGAUAAGACUAUGCUGGAUAAGCUACACAAGCAGCACGGACCCAACAAGAACUACCUGAAGCCUCGCUCCGACGCCAACCCCAAGUUCGGCCUCAACCACUUUGCCGGCGUCGUGUUCUACGACACAGUCGGGUUCCUGGAGAAGAACCGCGAUUCGUUCAGCACCGAUCUCGUUCACGUGAUACAGUCGACGAAGAACAAGUUCCUCCUCAACCUGUUUGCGGAGGAGAUACGUAUG
This is a messenger RNA of Priapulus caudatus, 239 nucleotides long. RefSeq names its product myosin-VIIa-like. The record is from RefSeq and is a predicted model, not a curated record. Gene Ontology annotation, molecular function: cytoskeletal motor activity; ATP binding. Gene Ontology annotation, cellular component: myosin complex. Lineage: Eukaryota; Metazoa; Priapulida; Priapulimorpha; Priapulimorphida; Priapulidae.